Messenger RNA from Ostreococcus lucimarinus CCE9901, 486 nucleotides. RefSeq lists its product with no specific name. The record is from RefSeq and is a predicted model, not a curated record. The annotation marks the transcript as partial. Gene Ontology annotation, molecular function: palmitoyl-(protein) hydrolase activity. The transcript has a single exon. Gene Ontology annotation, cellular component: membrane. Lineage: Eukaryota; Viridiplantae; Chlorophyta; Mamiellophyceae; Mamiellales; Bathycoccaceae.
UUCGUGGUGUACGCGCACGGGAACGCGUGCGAUGUGGGAGAUUGCGCGAUGGAGGCGACGAAGAUCGCGGUCGGGCUGAAGGCACACGUCAUCGUGCCGGAGUUUCCAGGGUACGGCGUCACCGAAGGCGUCGCGCACGAGGAGAGCGUCAACGCCGUCGUCAAGGCUACGGUGAAGUAUUGCGUAAAGUAUCUCAACGUUUCGCAGUCGAGAAUGAUCAUAAUGGGUCGAUCCAUCGGCACAGGACCGGCGUGUUGGAUCACGCGAAUGAUGUGCGCACAGGGGGGACCGCCCGCGGGUUUGGUGCUCCAGAGCCCGUACACGUCCAUUCGCGACGUCGCGAGCGGGUACAUCGGCGCGACGGCGAGUUACUUGCUCGCCGAUAGGUGGAAUAACCGGGAGAACCUCGCGGAAGUGGAAUGUCCAGUGCUGGUGAUGCACGGAGACAAAGACACCGUGAUUCCGUUUUCGCAUUCUCAAAACUUA